Nilaparvata lugens (brown planthopper) is the source of this 1468-nucleotide messenger RNA. RefSeq lists its product as uncharacterized. The coding region runs from base 871 to 1461 and encodes 196 amino acids. Lineage: Eukaryota; Metazoa; Arthropoda; Insecta; Hemiptera; Delphacidae. The transcript is spliced from 5 exons. The record is from RefSeq and is a predicted model, not a curated record. Gene Ontology annotation, cellular component: neuron projection membrane. Gene Ontology annotation, biological process: synapse organization.
GCAAAUCAGCUGAUCCACUCAGUUUUGGUCUCACUCUGUUACGAACGAACGACGCGAGUUCUCCGAUAAGAAGAAAUAAUUCUUUCCCAUACCACAAACUGUAGUAUUCUACUUCGUCUUCUACAGAACGCUAAUAUGUGAUUGAUAUUCGGCGAUCAGUUAUUAUUCAGUUUAUAAAUUCAGUUAUACUUCCAAGUUAUUCAUUCAAGAUUAUAAUCGUGUUAUCUAAAUGUGUGAAAGUGUUUUCCAAUUGUGAUUACAAGCUACAAGGUUUGUUUAGUAGAAUGUAGAACAAACUCCAUUAUAAAAAUCAAGGAAAAUGUAGAGGAACUGUAUCCUGAAUACAUUGAAACAUAGUAAAAUAAAGAUAAAGAAAGCUUAGUAUUAAAAUAUACUAUGAAAACAGUGUUUCAACUUGUGAAUACGUCGUAUCCUCUGUGGAUUGAUUACAAACACAUCUAGAAUUUUUCUUCAAACGAUCCGUUUGAUACAAAGUGAUUACUAAUGUGAUACGAAGUCUCUUACUCAGUGCAACGUGUAUCAAAUGUGAUACAAAGUCUCCGAUCCCUAGCAACGCGUAUCAAAAAUGUGAUAUGAAGUCUCUCAUCUGUGCAACGCGUAUCAAAUGUGAUACGAAGUCUCUGAUCCGGUGCAACGCGUUUCAAAUUUAAUACGUGGUCUCUUAUCCGGUGCAACGCGUAUCAAAUUUGAUACGAAGUCUCUGAUCCGGUGCAACGCUUAUCAAAUGUGAUAAGAACACACGAACAAACGGAUAAGUGAUACGAAGUCUCUUAUCUGGUGCAUCGCGUAUCAAAUGCCGAGUAAUGUCAAGACUAAUCAUGAUGAGUGUGAACGUCUGGGAAUGAAACCAUGUUGAUAAUUCCAUCAAUAUCCAUCACUCUGAUUUUGGCAUCCAUACUAGCCUCAUCUACAGCUUUAUCAGCGGCAUUGAACUCAAACAAUGGCUUGCGUUGGGGCUGGAAUCAUCAGCAGCCAAUCAGAGGAAAGGAGACUGACCCCCCCUGGGAGCAGCCCCCACCCCCUGAACUUCCCUCCACACCGGGCCCCAUGUUCCAGGUGACGUCAGCAAGUAUUGUUGCUCGUCCAGGGGAUGACGUCAUACUGCCAUGUCGUGUUAUCAAUCUCGGAGAUAAAGUAGUGUCGUGGAUGAGAAGCAAAGAUCUGCACAUCCUGACGUCGCACGUGUUCGUGUUCACGAGUGACGGCAGGUUCGCCGUGUCCCACCCGGAGGGGGACUCCGCCUCGUGGGGCCUGCGUCUGCGAGGGGCACGCCCCGCCGAUCAGGGGCUCUACGAGUGCCAGGUGAACACCGAGCCCAAGAUGAAGCAGGCAGUGAUGCUCACUGUCAACGAAAUGGAGUUGAGUGAUUCACCGCACCAUCUCUCUGCCGCUGAGCAGCUCUUCAACAAAAGUAAGUACAGUAAAAGAAUAAUUAUAUAGGCUAGUU